This is a messenger RNA of Chiloscyllium plagiosum (whitespotted bambooshark), 4076 nucleotides long. Its product is annotated as inter-alpha-trypsin inhibitor heavy chain H3-like. Gene Ontology annotation, biological process: hyaluronan metabolic process. The record is from RefSeq and is a predicted model, not a curated record. Lineage: Eukaryota; Metazoa; Chordata; Chondrichthyes; Orectolobiformes; Hemiscylliidae. Gene Ontology annotation, molecular function: serine-type endopeptidase inhibitor activity.
AUUAACAGAGGUUUAAAUAAAGCUAUUCACCUGUGAGACAGAUGUACUCUUUUUUUAAAAAUGAGGCCAAUGUUCGUCUAUCUUUUGCUAAUUUCUGUUCCGACCUUAAUGUCAGCUGAUUUCAUAAUAACAGAAUCAGAGGAUCAUGAGGUUGGAUAUGGAAGCCGUUCACCAAAUUAUCAACCAUUAAAAACGUUACUAAAGAAAAGAAGCACAAAUGGACUGCGAAACAAAGACAGAGAAAAGAUUCAAGUCUACAGCUUGAAGAUCAAUUCCAAAAUUACAUCUCGAUUCGCUCACAAUGUGAUAACAAGCCGUGUGGUAAACCGAGCAACUAAAUCCAAAGAAGCCCUCUUUGAAGUUGAGCUGCCCAAAACAGCUUUCAUUACCAACUUUACAAUGACCAUAGAUAGAGUGAAGUAUUCUGGAGAAGUGAAGGAAAAAGAAGUUGCUCAGCAACAGUAUGAAGUUGCAGUUUCCCAGGGGCAGACUGCAGGAUUGGUAAAAGUAUCUGGAAGAAAAAUGGAAAAGUUCCAAGUAUCAGUAAAUAUUGCACCAGCCAAAAAAGUUAAUUUUGAACUAAUCUAUGAAGAAUUAUUAAAACGCAAAUUGGGAAAAUAUGAAAUGAUCCUCAGAGUAAAACCUAAGCAGCUGGUCAAUCAUUUCCAGAUUGAUGCUCAUAUUUUUGAACCAAAAGGCAUUGCCUUUCUCAAUGUCCAUGGAACUUUCUUAACAAAUGAUCUGGAUCAAGCUAUGGUGAAGAACAGAACUGAAACCAAGGCUCAUAUUUCCUUCAAACCAACCCUGGAGCAACAGCAAAAAUGUCCUGAUUGCAAUGAAACACUGUUGGAUGGAGACUUGAUCAUACAGUAUGAUGUCAAUAGAGACCUGUCUGGUGGGGACAUUCAGAUUGUGAAUGGCUACUUUGUUCACCAUUUUGCACCUGCAAAUCUACCAAGAGUGCCUAAGAAUGUUAUCUUUGUGAUAGACCGCAGCUUUUCUAUGCGUGGCCUCAAAUUCAGACAGACAAAGCUGGCUCUACUUAGAAUAUUAGGAGACAUGAGCACACAGGAUUAUUUUACAAUAAUCAGUUUUGAUUCUACCAUUGAAAAGUGGCGAGAUUCACUAGUUCAGGCAACUGCGGAAAAUGUUUUGCAAGCGAAAAGAUACAUCAUCUACUUACAACUUGGAGCAGAAACAAACAUAAAUGAUUCUCUGUUACUAGCUAUAAGUCUUCUGGACACAGCUCACAAACAAAAGCUGCCUGAGAGAAGUGUCUCCAUGAUAAUUCUUUUAACAGAUGGUGAUCCAAAUGUGGGAGAAAAGGACCCAGUGAAAAUCCAAAUCAAUGUUAAAAAUGCCAUACAGGAGAGGUAUAGUUUGUACUGUCUUGGCUUUGGUUUUGACGUUGAUUACAGUUUCCUGGAAAAAAUGGCACUGGAUAAUGGUGGCGUGGCUCGACGUAUUUAUGAUGAUUCAGAUUCAGCCUUGCAGCUCCAGGGUUUUUAUAAUGAAGUAGCAAAUCCCUUGCUUUUGGAUGUCGAGAUGCAAUAUCAGGAGAAUGCCAUUUCAGAGUUAACAGAGGCCAAUUUCCGACAGUAUUAUGAUGGAUCUGAAAUUGUCGUAGCUGGCAAGAUAGCAGACAACAGUCUUGAUACAUUCAUGGUAGAAAUUACAGCUAAAACUGCAAGCAGUAAUUUAUCUCUUGAAGAGAAAGUCAAUGUGUCAGAGGCAGAGAGGAUUCUGCAAUAUCAGCAAUAUGUUUUUGGUGACUUUACUGAGAGAUUGUGGGCAUACUUGACUAUUCAACAACUCCUAAAUCAAAGAAUUUCAGCGGAUGCAGGAGAAAAUAAAAAACUAACAGCCAGGGCCUUGGAACUUUCAUUGAAGUACAGUUUUGUAACACCACUAACUUCAAUGGUUGUGACAAAACCUGAGGAGAACAAAAUGGAUGUAAUUGCCAUGGCUGACAAACCCAUUAAAAAUGCCAAACGCCAGAAACAGCAGAAUAGAAAGUAUUCCACUGUAUCACCAGGUUUUCAUCUGCGACAAAGGGGGACCCUUUUGUCAGGUGCUUCCCCUACAUUAAAUUUUGCAUCAUCUGCUGACCAUUCAGUAACUAGUGUUGAUGGUGAUCCACAUUUCAUUAUCCAACUACCGAAACAAUUGAAUGCCAUCUGUUUCAACAUAAAUGGGAAACCAGGUUCAAUAUUAAAUCUUGUCACAGAUCUAAAGACAGGUAUAAAUGUAAAUGGACAAUUAAUAGGAGACAAGAAAAUCGAAAACAACCAAACAUUAAAUACAUACUUUGGAACAUUUGGGAUUGAAAACAGGAAAAUCAACAUGAAAAUGGCAGUGACAACUGAAAUAAUCACCAUCUAUUAUAAUGAAGAAAAUACUAUUAUCCCUUGGUCAACUACAGCAAUGUUAACAUAUGAGAGCUGUGCAGUAUCCAUCAGGAAAGAGAAAGAUCUUACAAUAACAAUGGGGGAUGGUGCAACAUUUGUUAUUGUGCUGCAUCGCGUCUGGAAAAACCACCCUCUGCACAGAGACUUCCUGGGAUUUUAUACAAUUGAUAGCCACAGGCUUUCAAAUAUGACUCAUGGAUUACUUGGUCAAUUUUACCAUGAUGUUCCUUAUAAGGUGUAUAACAUUCAUCCUGGAUCAGACCCAGAAAAACCAGAAGCCACAAUGGUUGUAAAGGGUCAUAAUCUGAUAGUAACAAGAGGAUGGCAGAAAGAUUAUCGACUUAAUUCAAAGUGGGGUGCCAAUAUCACAUGCUGGUUUGUUCACAACAAUGGGAAAGGAUUUAUUGAUGGGACAUACACUGACUAUGUUGUUUCCUCCUUAUUUGACUAAACAUUCCAUACAGCUGACCAAUUUAGUAAAAAGCGACAGUGAAAAAUUAUACUUUUUCAUAGAUCAUAUCAAGAUAUUGCAAAGCGUUUUGCAAAAUAAAUUAAGCUUGAAGUGUGAUGACUAAUUUUAUGUAAAAAAGAAGUCACUGCUUUUCAAAUGAUACCACAUGAUCAUAACAGCCACCUGAAUGGACAAAUGUGACAGAUGUACAUACCCAACAUAGGAAAAUGCUCAGCUGAAAAAAAAAUCAAAUCCCAUCAUGCAAUUAAUCAAUUCCUCGCUACAUGGGGUUAUGUUGUUUCCAGAGUCCAUGUAGUCACUUGUGAGAGAUAAGUGAAUUGAUAACAACCUUGGACAAUAACAGAAAAAAUUAAUCUGGACGAUUCUUCUCUGAACAAAUUUUCCCAACCUAAUUAACUGAAAUAAUUUGUCAUUGAAGCCACAAUCUUGUUCUAUCAUUAUUUUACAAUGCUCAAUCAAAUAACCUUGGAGUUCUUAUCUUCACGAGAGUUUUGUUCAAGGAAAAAAAUAACAUACUUCAAUUAUAAUGAAUAUUCCCAUGGAUGCAGCACUGUUCCCUAAAUAACUUUAGAUAUAGCUUCACAACAUUGAAUGAAGAAUUUGAACUAUAUCACCAAGGUGUUUAUCUUUUAGCAGUGGAUUCCGUUUACUAUUAUGCAAUGUUUAUGCUCAAUAUCAGAAGAGUUUAGCUUCAGUACUUUGAUUGAAAUUCAGUCCAGUACAAUUGUCAACAGUUUUCAUUGAAACAGCAGUUUACAAACCAAAGGUUAUAAUGUUCACAAACAAUAGUCACAAAUUUAUACAAUGAUUAUACUGUUCACUUGCAAGUCUAGCAAAAAUGAACCCAUUGCAAAGUAAUUAAAACAUCUCAAAACCUUUAUCUUUUAUUAUGACCUACCAAUUUAAAAAAAAAUCAUGUCAUUUUUAUAAGAGCCACACAAUUAUCUUCUUGUUUCAUCCAUCUUUAUAGCAUCUCUGAAUGACAUUCAGAAUUUCACUGGCCCAAGGCAUUUCAUGAGAUAUGAAGUCAUGACUAGUUGGUGGGGCAGAAUCCAUGAAAGAUUCUAUUAAUUCUUUUUUUUAGCUUAGAAUCAAUCUAAACAUUAUGGCACAGACAGCAGCAGACAGGGGGCUAACACCUUCAAUACAUUGUUUGGGCGGACACCAAUUGUUAAAGUUAACCUGAGAAUGUAACU